Cladophialophora yegresii CBS 114405 is the source of this 456-nucleotide messenger RNA. RefSeq lists its product as uncharacterized. The coding region runs from base 1 to 456 and encodes 151 amino acids. The transcript has a single exon. The record is from RefSeq and is a predicted model, not a curated record. Lineage: Eukaryota; Fungi; Ascomycota; Eurotiomycetes; Chaetothyriales; Herpotrichiellaceae.
AUGAAGCCGCUUUUGCUCCCAUUGGGCCUCCUCCUUUUCGCCACCCUCUCCUUCACCCCGGUCCUAGUCCCGGCGCGAGUCCGAGUCCACGCCCUCCCCAUCCAAGAAUCCCCGGUCCUCCGUGCCAUCGACGCCUCGCUCCUCGAAACCCUGGCCCAGACCUACACAGCCUACCUAGACAAGAAACAAGAGGGCACCACGCACCUCCUCUCCACGAUCGACGACUUCAUCGCAUCCACAAAACUGGCCCUGACCACAGACUUCGAGCUGACGCGCGACACGCUCGUCGAGGCCCUCGACCUGCUGCGCGCAAGCAACGCGGCUCAAGCCGAGAACAACGAAGUCGGCAAACGCUCCACCGACGUCCAGCAGCGCAGUCUGGCGAUCCAGGAGCGCACGCUGCAGCUCGCGGAGAAGUCGAACCGCGAUGCCGUCGAACAGAUCAUCACGGCGUAG